Molecule: messenger RNA, 3544 nt
Organism: Cuscuta campestris
Lineage: Eukaryota; Viridiplantae; Streptophyta; Magnoliopsida; Solanales; Convolvulaceae
Source: the annotation of a GenBank genome assembly
CACGUGUUCUCCUCUCUUGGAAUCCCUCAAAACCCUCUCUUUCUCUCUUUCUUUGCUCUCCUCACUCUUCUUCUUGUUUUCUCUCUUUCCCAUUUUUUUUCCCCUGAAAAAAGGGCUCAAGAAUUUGCCGGAGGAAGGACCCAUUUCUGGGGGAGCUGUUUUGACUCCCCAGAUCUGCCUCUCGAAGGAAAAUGGGUUUACUUUCACGCAAGUUAGCCCCUGCAUGUGAGAGUAUGUGCAUAUGCUGUCCUGCUUUGAGGUCCCGAUCUCGGCAACCUGUUAAGCGAUACAAGAAGUUGUUGGCUGACAUUUUCCCCAAAUCACCAGAUGGCUCUGCAAAUGGAAGGAAAAUCAUGAAACUAUGUGAAUAUGCAGCAAAAAACCCCUUCCGCAUCCCAAAGAUUGCAAAGUGUCUUGAAGAAAGGUGCUACAAGGAGCUGCGUAGUGGACACACAGAAUCAGUCAAUGUUAUUGCAGAUGUUUACAAUCAGUUGCUUUGCAUGUGUAAAGAAAAAAUGGCAUGUUUUGCGAACAAUCUGUUGAAUAAUAUUGUUGAAAUGCUGGAUUCUGCCAAAACAGAUGCCAUCAAGAUUAUCGGUUGCCUGACCUUUACUAAGUUUAUCUACAGUCAGGUAGAUUUAACGUAUACAUACAACAUAGAAAACCUGGUCCAAAAAGUAUGUGCAUUAGCUCGGGAGACUGGUGAAGAUCAUCAAAAGUGCUGUUUGAGGGCAUCCAGUUUGCGGUGCCUUUCAGCCAUGGUAUGGUUCAUGGCUGAGUUCUCUCAUAUUUUUACUGAUUUUGAUGAGAUUGUACAUGUUACUUUGGAUAAUUAUGAGCCAGAUGCCUAUAAUGAAGAUGACGAUAGAGGGGAAGCACAUCAUAAUUGGGUGGAUGAAGUUAUUCGAUCUGAAGGAAGAGAUAUUGGGAAUGAAAAUAGACCCAGCCAUCUAGUUAGAAAGCGCCCUGUCAAAAGGGAUCUUGCUCUAUUGACGAGAGAAGAGAUUGAAAUGCCAAAAGUAUGGGCACAAAUAUGUAUUCAGAGGAUGGCUGAUCUAGCAAAAGAGAGUACAACAAUGCGAAGAGUUUUAGAUCCUAUUUUUAUCCACCUUGAUAACAACAAACAAUGGGUACCCUUGCAUGGAUUAGCAUUUGUGGUUAUGUCUGAUAUUUCAUACUUUGUGGAAAACUCAGGGAAUCACCAGUUGGUUCUAACAGGCAUGAUCCGACAUUUAGACCACAAAAAUGUAGCACACGACUCUCAGCUCAAGUCAUUUGUCAUUCAAACUGCCACUGCACUAGUUCGUCAAAUGCGAGCAGGGGGUACAUGUUUAGAUAUCGGGUUUGUCACUGACUUGUGCCGGCACUUGCGUAAAAGUCUUCUAGCAACUGUGGAUCUGGACGGGGAGGAGUUGAACUUAAAUCUUACACUUCAGACCUCCAUUCAAGAAUGCUUACUUGAAACCGCCAAAGGGAUUUUAGAUCUGCGUCCCCUGUUAGAUAUGAUGGCGAUGACAUUGGAGACGCUUCCAUCCCAUAAAAUAGUUGCCAGAGCAACAAUGGGGUCAUUAAUCAUCCUUGCACAUACGAUCUCAAUAGCAUCAUUGUCCUCUAAUUUUCAGCAGGUGUUCCCUGAGGAGCUUUUUAUUCAGCUUUUAAGAGUGAUGCUUCAUCCCAAUGUUGAAAUACGUAUUGAUGGGCACCAUAUCUUUUCUGCUUUACUUGUAACAUCCUCUAACUAUAUGAGACAUGAUGCCCCAAGUCAUACGAGGAGAUGCAAUUCAAGUGGGACUUCUACAUUCUUCUCAAUUACUGCUCUACUAGACAAGCUAUGCAGAGAAAAAGAUGCCUCUAAAUUAAGGGAUGACUCUAGCAUUCAAGCUGGUUUUAAAGAGAGUAACAGUGUUGAAGAAGAUCGGAAGCAGGAGUGGGCACACCGAACAUCUCCUAGUAUUCAAAAAAUAAAUUCUAUCCUUGACCGUACAGUUGCAUCGGCUAGCUUAACUGAGACAGAACAAUCAACUUUGAAGCUUAAUGAUGAUCAAAUUACCCAGUUGCUAUCUGCCUUCUGGAUACAAGCUAAUAUGCCAGAUAAUCUGCCUGUUAAUGUUGUAGCAUUUACUCAAUCUUUCUGCCUCACUGUCAUUUCCUUGCGGCUUAGGUUGUUGCAGCUCGGCGAAAGUCAGCUCGUGGUUCGCUUUUUCCAGUUUCCCCUAUCUCUCGUCAAAAUUGCCUUAGAUCCUAACGGAACCUUGCCUCCAGCAUACCUUAGAUCACUUCUAUUAUCAUCAACUGCAAUGUUGGCAAUUGUGGCUAAAACAUACCAAGUAUCUGACUUGAGUAGUUUAGUUAAACCAUUGAGGGACCGUGAUGCUGACCCCUUUUUGGGUAUUGGUGAUGACUAUCAAUUAUACAUGAGGCCUUGCACAGACUUUAUAGAAUAUGGUUCCACUGCUGAUAAUCAAGCUGCUGCUGCGUACCUCUCUGAAGUACGAUCCAAAACCAUUUCAUCACUUGACAUUAUACAGAGUACUCUAGCUGAAAGAUUGUCUAGAAUUACUGAGUAUGAGGCAGAUGAUCUAGUGAAGCAGAUAUCAGAAGGUUUUACUCCUGAUGAUUCUUUCCUGUUUGGACUACAAUCGAUGGUUGACGUGGAUCACAUACAGGUUCUCGCACAUUCCGGGGAUUCUCCUUCAUUUGAUGACAGGGAUUUCCCAACAAACUCACCCGAGGAAGAUGAUAAAAUUAGUGAAUCGUCGGUUGAUGUUACCCGCUUCAUGCCAACAUCUCCAUCGCCUUUCUCUUCUCGUAUUGUCAAUAUUGGGCAACUUUUGGAAUCAGCACUUGAGGUAGCUGGUCAAGUUGCUGGCACAUUUGUCUCCACUUCACCUCUCCCGUAUGGUGCCAUGGCUAGUCAGUGUGAAAGUCUAGGCAUAGACACAAGGAAGAAGCUCUCUAAUUGGUUGGCUCAUGAAAACCAUUAUACUAAAGCUUCGGAUAUAUUUCUUCCAGCCGUUCCUAGAAAUGGACUAUUAACUGCUGAAAAGGUAAUCAAUGAAGACACGGCUAUUGAUGAUCUAGUGGGGGCAAAGGAGCCGGGGUUAGCUCUUAUUAGGUUACCUCCAGCCAGUCCUUUCGACAACUUCCUCAAAGCAGCUCGAGGUUAGGGAGUUUCUUGGCCAUGGAUGGUUUCUCAUUGUCUGUAAAGAGUAGAUGAGGAGUUCAAAUCAUAGCAGGCACAUUUGCUCCAUGAAUUCUUUGUUGCAUCUUAGUGUAUAUUGGCUUAGGCUUAAUUAUUUUUGAACAUCAUUGUUGUAAACCUAGUACUAUGCAGCUAUUGUAAACACAUCUGGUGUAGUGGCUUUGGACUUGCCAAGUAGGGAGUAAUUAUGGUUAUUAUGGGAUGUAAGACAUGGUUGUGACUAGUGCAAGUGUUUGACAUUGUACCUCUUAUCCUUAAAUCCCCCCCCGGACGGGCCCGGGUACAAGCGUGGAAGGAGGUGAAUUGAAACUUUUAUCUUAGACUGGUCAAUAGAGUGGGAUU